AUGGGAAGAGGACGUGGCGGCAGAGGCGGUGGCCGCGGUAGAGGCGGAUGGGGAGGACGAGGUGGCGGCGGUGGUCGUGGGCCUCCUCGCGACAAUCGAGUCGACAAAAGUACCAUUUCCAGGCAUAAUGAGAAGUUCGAAAAAUACUACAAUCAGCUAGACCUGGUACCAGAAGAAGAUAAGGAGCAAUUAUGGGAAGCUAUGCGGCGAGAUCUGCCCAACAGCUUCCGCUUCACAGGUUCAAGAGUACAUGCACUGGCCGUACAGCAACGAUUACGAGACUUCUAUAUACCCGAGAUCACGUCCAUAAGAUAUGAAGGAGAGCUCGUCGACCCUCCCCAGCCAGUACCAUGGUACCCGAACCAGUUGGCAUGGUAUAUGACCACACCAAAGCACAUCAUUAGACGCUUCCCGCCCUUCAAAUCGUUUCAGAGCUUUUUGGUCGCCGAGACAGAUGUCGGAAACAUCACACGACAAGAGAUCGUCAGCAUGAUCCCGCCGCUGCUUAUGGACAUCAAGCCAGGCCACACAGUCCUGGAUUUGUGCGCUGCUCCGGGAAGCAAGUCAGCACAAAUUAUCGAGAUGUUGCACGAUGGCGAGGAAGAAAGGUCUAGAAAGGUUGCAGAGACUCUAGCCAGCGGCUCGUCGAGACCCGAGGGUCAAGACUACAAGGACGAUGGCAGAUCUACUGGCUUGCUGAUCGCCAACGACGUCGACUACAAACGUGCUCACAUGUUGGUCCACCAGGUCAAGAGACUGGCUUCGCCUAACAUUAUCGUCACAAACCACGAUGCAACCAUAUUCCCUUCAAUCAAGGUCCCCUCACUUCCUACAGCGGACGGCAAGCCCAUUCAGAACCGAUAUCUCAAAUUUGACCGCAUUCUAGCCGACGUGCCAUGCUCGGGCGAUGGCACAGCGAGGAAGAAUCUCGAGAUCUGGCAGAAAUGGAAUCCUAGCAAUGGCCUUGGUCUGCACGCCACACAAGUCAGGAUCCUAGUCCGGGCAUUGCAAAUGCUGAAGAUCGGAGGCAGAGUAGUCUAUUCGACGUGUAGCAUGAAUCCAGUCGAGGACGAGGCUGUCCUGUCGGCUGCCAUCCAAAGGUGUGGCGGCUCGGAUUUCGUCCAGUUGAUUGAAACUAAGGACUACCUACCGGGUCUGAAGCGCUUUCCAGGCCUCAAGAAGUGGAGCAUAAUGUCAAAAGCUGGAAGGAUAUGGAACAGCUACGAUGAAGUCCUCAAAGAGCAGGAGGCGAAAGGCGAAGAGGCUCUGAGCAAGCUUACUGAAAGCAUGUUCCCGCCCAAGGACGAUCUGCCGCUAGAACGUGCCAUUCGAGUCUAUCCUCACUUACACGACACGGGAGCUUUCUUCAUUUCAAUUCUCGAGAAGAAGGCUGAGAUCAAGGCCAAGACCGAAGAGAAGCCCGCGGCGACGGUCAAGGCACCUGCAGCAGCUGACUCGAAUGGCACUGAACCUGUCGUCGACACCAAUGCAGAAGUCCAAAUCAAGGAUGAAGAUGUUAAGGUCAAGGCCGAAAUCCCGAACGGAUCCUCCUCGCCGAAGCGCAAGCGAGUUGAAGACGCAGACAACGCAGACCAAGCCGACUCAGCAACCAAGCGCGUCAAAGUUGAGCUACAACCCGAUCCGCCGGCACUUCCACAAGUGGACGGCAACAGUACGUCUAAACAAAUAGACUCUGCGCCAGUAGCCUCAGUCGCCGCUCCUACACCGACCGCCAAUGGCAACAGCGGCGCCAAUCCCAAACGCAACCGCAACCAACCCUUCGAAGAGCCCUUCAAAUACCUCUCCCCCACCAGCACCUCCGAACUCACCGACAUCCGCAAAUUCUAUAACCUCUCUCCCGACUUUCCCACCGACCGUUUCAUGGUGCGCAACCCAGCCGCCACCGCCACCAAAAACAUCUACUAUACCACGGCCCUCGCCAAAGACAUUCUUACCGAAAAUGAAGGCAAGGGCAUUAAAUUCGUCCACGCCGGCGUGAAGAUGUUCGUGAAGCAGGAUGCUCCUUCUCCGGAGACUUGCCCUUGGCGGAUUCAGACGGAUGGGAUGAGGAUCGUGGAGAUGUGGGUUGGUCCUGAACGCAUCAUCAAGCUGUGGAAGAAAGAAACGCUGCGCAAAUUGUUGGUCGAGAUGUUCCCCCGUUUCGCGAAUGACGAGCAUAAGAAUCUUGGGGAAGUCGGACCGCAGAUUCUGAAGGUUGGAAUGGGGUGUUGUGUUCUGGUGGUGGAGCCACGAGCUGACGAAGGGGACAGUGGGUUCAAUGAGAGGAUGGUAUUCCCGUUGUGGAAGAGCAUUCAGAGUCUGAAUCUCAUGCUGCCGAAGGAAGAAAGGAAGGCGAUGUUGUUGAGGUUGUUUGGUGAUAGCCCGGAACUGAUCAACUCAAUGCAGCAGAAUCCAGGCGGAAAGAGGCCAGAGAAGAUGAAGAAGCCGGACGCCGCGACUGAAGGGGACAAAGCACAGGAUGUCAGGAUGCGAAACAGCAGUUCGCCGGAGAGCGACGCGCCUCCUCCGCUGGCUGCUGAGGGUGUGGAGGCUGAGGCAGUCGAUGUUGACGAUGAGGAAGAUGGUGGUGUGGCUAUUUGA
Molecule: messenger RNA, 2601 nt
Organism: Cyphellophora attinorum
Lineage: Eukaryota; Fungi; Ascomycota; Eurotiomycetes; Chaetothyriales; Cyphellophoraceae
Product: Multisite-specific tRNA:(cytosine-C(5))-methyltransferase trm4a
Exons: 2
Coding region: 1-2601 (866 amino acids)
Biological process (GO): tRNA methylation
Cellular component (GO): cytoplasm; nucleus
Molecular function (GO): tRNA (cytidine-N5)-methyltransferase activity; tRNA binding
Source: RefSeq, a predicted model, not a curated record